Molecule: messenger RNA, 1725 nt
Organism: Lycium barbarum (goji berry)
Lineage: Eukaryota; Viridiplantae; Streptophyta; Magnoliopsida; Solanales; Solanaceae
Exons: 3
Coding region: 55-1587 (510 amino acids)
Molecular function (GO): zinc ion binding; nucleic acid binding
Source: RefSeq, a predicted model, not a curated record
GUGUCCGAAGAAUGUAAUUGGAAAUUCAGGGCAUCAAGUGUUGGGAAAUCAGAAAUGUUCUUAGUCAGGGAGUUCCGUGACAAGCAUACAUGUCCGCUAAAGGAUAAAGUGUAUUCGCAACGGCAUGCCACAAGUUGGUUAAUAGGAGGGAUUGUUAAACCCAAAGUAGCCAACCAUAAGAGGAAAUACACACCUAAUGACAUAGCGGAUGAUGUAUUGAAGGACUUUGGCAUGGAUGUGUCUUACAUGGUCGCUUGGCGGGCUAAAGAGAGGGCUAUGAAGGACUUAAUGGGUGAGCCAGCAGAAUCAUACAAUAAGUUACCCAGAUAUCUAUAUAUCAUGGAUAAAACAUAUCCUGGGUCGCAUAUACGAAUGCGCAAGUCCCAUGACAACGAGUUCCUUUAUGUUUUUAUAGCAUUAUAUGCAUUUAUCAAGGGCUUUGAGUGUUGUAGACCCAUUGUGGUAGUAGACGGGAGCCACCUUAAAACAGCAUACAACGGCACAUUCGUUUCAGCAAGCACACUAGACGGUGCAGGCAAUAUACUUCCCUUAGCAUAUGGUGUGAUAGAUUCUGAGAAUGACAAGUCUUGGACGUGGUUCUUUGAGCGGUUCAGAGAAGCCUAUGGAGUUAGAGAGAAUAUGUGUAUCGUAUCCGAUAGGCAUGAAAGCAUAAACAAAGCUGUAUGUCUAACUUAUCCAAAUGUUCCGCAUUACGCGUGCAUAUGGAAUUUGUGGGGUAACGUAUGUAAGAAUUACAAGAAGAGUAAAGAUGUAUUGAGUCCAGUGUUUUAUGCAAUGGCAAAGGCAUACACACAGGAUGAAUUUGAUGAGUUGAUGGCGAAGGUUGUUAAGGCAGAUAUUCGGGUGGCAGAGUAUUUGGAUUUAGCUGGAAGAGAAAAGUGGGCUAGAGUGUAUGCAUCUGUUAACCGAGGGUGGACCAUGACUUCGAACAUAGCAGAGUGUAUCAAUCGUCACCUUGUAGCGGCAAGAGAACUGCCUAUAUUUGAUUUUCUUGAAGAAGUUAGGAAGAUGUAUGGUAGAUGGAAUUACACUAACCGGAGGAGCGGUACAUACACGUUCACAACACUCUCUAAGAAGUUCCAGGAGAAGCUAUCAAUAAAUGAGUAUCUAUGUUUACGUAUGACGGUGGAACCAUCAAUCGAAUAUGUGUACACAGUCCAUGAUGGAGGAAGGUGUUUUGUUGUUUGCUUGAAAAACAAAACUUGCAGUUGUCGUAUGUUUCAAAUAGAUGAAAUUCCUUGCCCACAUGCUUGGGCUGUAUUAAAAAAGAAAAAUCUAAAAGCUGAUGAUUAUUGCUCAGAAUUGUUCAAACCGGAGACUGUGGUGAAAACAUAUGAUAUACCUGUGGAUCCUCUCCCUGACGAGCGUGAAUGGAAGAUUCCCACAUACAUCUUGGAGGAUGUAGUUUUGCCACCAAGAUACAAGAGACCGCCCGGUAGGCCGAAGUUGAAGCGUGAUAAGCCGUUAAGGGAAUUGCUUAUUGGUAAAAAAAGACAUGCUUGCAGCACUUGUGGACAGCUGGGACACAAUAGACGUUCAUGUAGUUUUGAGCCUCGGAAGAAGUGAUUUUUUUUUUAUUAUUUAUUUAUAGCCAUUUGCAUUUGUUAUUAAAAAUACGUUGUUGUUUUUUUGCGAUAUUCGAAUAAAGGUAGUUAGUUUAAAUAGAUUACUUAGUUCCGAAUAAUAUAACUUACAUGAAAUACA